Molecule: messenger RNA, 3532 nt
Organism: Apodemus sylvaticus (European woodmouse)
Lineage: Eukaryota; Metazoa; Chordata; Mammalia; Rodentia; Muridae
Gene: Ldah
Product: lipid droplet associated hydrolase
Exons: 8
Coding region: 177-1154 (325 amino acids)
Biological process (GO): lipid storage
Cellular component (GO): lipid droplet
Molecular function (GO): lipase activity
Source: RefSeq, a predicted model, not a curated record
ACUUCCGGGUCUGGUGAAGCUUUGCCAAGACCUCCACGGACAACUCAGAUACCUGUGGAUGGGCAGCCUGCCUAUAGGCUGCAGCUGAAGCCGAAGGUGGAACUGUCACUCCUCAGCAACAUAUAAUUGUCAUACGGUGCCUUUUGUCACUUGCAGAACUGAAUUACCUCUUAGAAAUGGCCUCAGAAGGUGAGGAACAAAUCCCUGUGCAUGAGGAAUUUUUUCUCUGUGGUGGAGUUGAAACCCAGAUCAUAAAAUGUGGGCCCUGGACUAACCUCUUUGAUAAAGGAGGUGUCAGCAAGCCAAAACACCUUAUCUUCGUCAUUCCCGGUAACCCAGGCCACUCCCCCUUCUACUUGCCGUUCGCAAAGGCCUUGUACUCCCAGAUGAAGAGCCGCUUCCCAGUGUGGAUAAUCUCUCAUGCUGGGUUUUCUGUGACUCCCAAAAGCAAGAAGAUUCUUACAGCACCCCAGGAGUCAAACGCUCAAAGAAUUGAGGACAUCUAUGGUCUGCAUGGUCAAAUAGAGCACAAAAUAGCUUUCCUGAGAACUCAUGUGCCAGAGGGUGUGAAGCUUAUACUCAUCGGCCACUCCGUAGGAAGCUACAUUGCCCUUCACGUGCUGAACCGUGCACCUGACCUGCCCGUCAUCCACGCCUUUCUGCUGUUCCCAACUAUCGAGCGAAUGUCUGAAUCCCCCAACGGCAAGAUUGCUACUCCACUUUUGUGCUGGUUUCGAUACAUGCUCUACGCUACCAGCUACUUAUUUCUUAAGCCAUGUCCUGAAAUAAUAAAAUCCUUCGUAAUCCACAAAGUCCUGGAAAAAAUGAGCUUUAAAUCUGAGCUUCCUUUGACGGAUGUCCUGCAACCAUUCUGCCUUGCUAAUGCUGCCUACCUCGGGAGCCAAGAAAUGAUCCGUGUGGUGAAGAGAGAUGAUGACAUCAUAAAGGAACAUUUACCUAAGCUUACGUUUUACUAUGGUAAAACAGAUGCCUGGUGUCCAAUAAAGUACUAUGAAGACAUGAAGAAAGAUUUCCCAGAAGGCAAUAUUUACCUCUGUGAGAAAGGAAUACCACAUGCUUUUGUUCUUGGUUUCUACCAGGAGAUGGCUAGCAUAGUUGCUGACUGGAUAAAUAAUAGACUGCCCAGAAAAUAAGUACUUGCCCAAGGGGAAAAAAAAAUCACCUACAGCCAAUACACGGAAGCUGUAGGUAUGCUCUGCUUAGGGGUAAAUAUUAAUCUUAAUGCUUGAAAGAAAAAUCGAGACCCUCUCGGCUUACAGAUUACUGGCUCCCACACCCUGUGCUAAGGCUGACGAGAACCCAGCUGACGGCUCAUUCCGUCGGGGAGCAGUGAACAGAGGAAGCUGGCGGUGCUCUUCCCCAGCUCGGGAAAUCAGUUCUGGCUUCAUGCAGGUCCUGGCCGAGAUCUCCAGCACGGUCUUCUUGAUCCACCUGCAGUACCAACAAUCAAGUCUGCCUGACAUUCCUCAGCUAACUAGACGGAGUGGUUGGAGGAUCCUGACUCCAUCCUGCUGCAGGAGAGCCAACAGGCUCCUCCUGAGCCCUGAAAUGCCAGGGCCCUGCAGGUUCCUUUAGAUCAUGGGAUUUCCCGCCGCUGCUGCCAGUGUGACUCCUCCAGUGAUGCUCCCCAGACAGGAAGCAGUAAACCACUCACUAAUCCCACUCAUGACGCCAUUAGCUACCUUGUGACUCUUCCCUUCUGAAAAUUUCUGAGAACGUAAUUUUUGGAAAGAUGUUUUAAAUUGUUGAAAGAAAGAUCGAGGCCCUCUUGGCUUACAGAUUCCCAUGCCCUGUGUAAAGACUAAAGUGGACCCAGCUGAUUGGCUCAUUCCAUAGGGGAACAGCAAGCAGAGGGCGCCGGCGGUGACUGGGGUUUCCCCUCAAGUGAAAAUCAAUUCAGACUUCAUACAGGCCCUGUAUUACAUUGAACAUUAGCAUAAGUUCAUUCCCCAUCUGCCUAAACUUUAUUGAUUGGAAAGAAAUGAUUUUGUGAAUGAACAGUUGUUCUGUAAGCCAUUAAAUUUGUAUAACUUCACCUCUGAAAGCAUCAGAGUCUAGUAGAAAAGCUCUGGCUGAGAGGUAGAAGGAUGCUUCCUCCCUAACAUACUGCACAGCUAUGCAACCUUACCGUAAUCGACUCAAUCCUAAGAUCUUGGAGGCCAAUACAGCCAACUGUCUGUAGUGACAGUUGAAUAAUUGCAAGCAUUCCACUUUCUUAUAGAAGAAAAAGCUCUCGUAGCAGUAUCAUUCCUCGGGGGCAGUGAGAUGGUCCUUCCUCUCAGAAACCUAAGGCACUGAUGAAAGAUUGGGUUCUGGUGCACUGCCAGCUCAGUGCUGAGACGAGUGAGUUCUCAUCGUUCGGCAUGGCUUCUGCAGAGGAGCUCAGCUUCCCAGAGGGGAAGAGCCAAGCCCCAGACAAGGAGUCUCAUAGUCCAGGAGGAGUCCUCCUUACUGGUGCCUGCACAAGGAGGCCUCCAGGAGAGCUGGCCCGGGAAGCCAGGAUUCAUGCUCUGAGUGCCUUGCUCCUCAAACAGACUUGAUCAGUAGUGGGAAUCAACGCAUAAAACAAGUCCUGGUAAAUAAGACCUGCUGGAACGAAAGAACAGCAUUGGUAGAUCGCUCUUAGAAAGUAUUUUACAUCACUCUUUGUUUUCCAAAUCCUGCUUAACCGGCCCUGGUUCCUCAUUCCGAGUCCUCACCUCAGCACCAAGUGAUCUUUUAUAAUAAAUGUCUCACCGCAAUCACUGCUGUGUCUGAUGUCAUCUCUGUCACAGAGAUGAUGUCAUCUCUGUGCUGUGGGCAAGGACACAGUAGAAGCAGUUUGCCGAGGCUGAAUUCAAGCUAUUAAAGGUGCUUCUGUAACUGCACUUUUGGAAGAGGGGAGAAUCAGGUUUUAGGACAGUGAGUCCUUGAGAAUUACACAGAGGGUCUGGAAAGGUGUCUCAGUGGUUGAGAGUAUUAGCCACUCUUCCAGAGGACAGAACCCACACCCCAAUUUCUAGAACCCACUUGUCAGCUCACAACAGUCUGUUACUCCUGUUUCAGAAGCUCUGACACCCUCUUCUGGCCUCCCCAGGCACCAAAACCAUGCUGAGACCACCUCGAACUAUGUGUAAAGACCCUGCCACAAACAGAAGAAGAGAGGGCAAGAGACACAAAUAGAUGUGGAGCAGCUGAGGUCUGUUUUCCAGGAGCCUUCCCUUCUGUUCCAGUUAAGCACAUGACGGUCCCUAUGACUUUCAUAGUGCUUAUUAUAAAGCAGUCUGAUGCUGGGUGAAAAGCAUUAGAACGUUGGCCCAGGCCCGUGGUGAUUCCUAGUCUGUCCUGUAUAGCGGCAGCUCGUGCAGGCUCGUGUCUGGGAUCCUUUCACUGUUUACUUCCGUCACAUUCAGUCAACCACUCAACCCUUGGACAGCCCCAUACCUUGGUGCUCUGAUUUUCCCUCAUAUUUAUGAAAGCUGUCACAGUUCAGAUUAAAUAAGAAUAAAGGAGGCAUGUCAAGCUAAUUCAA